Rhinolophus ferrumequinum (greater horseshoe bat) is the source of this 4364-nucleotide messenger RNA. RefSeq names its product armadillo repeat containing 8 (gene ARMC8). NCBI's taxonomy places the organism in Eukaryota, Metazoa, Chordata, Mammalia, Chiroptera, Rhinolophidae. Gene Ontology annotation, molecular function: protein binding. Bases 577 to 2598 code for a protein of 673 amino acids. The transcript is spliced from 22 exons. Gene Ontology annotation, cellular component: GID complex. Gene Ontology annotation, biological process: proteasome-mediated ubiquitin-dependent protein catabolic process. The record is from RefSeq and is a predicted model, not a curated record.
UCAGUGUUGGAUCGUGAAACACUCUCAUUGGUGGCAGACGACCUAGUACUGAGAUCACGGUUUCUCCAUCUGUAAAGUAGACAUAUGACACUAGGAGUUUGGUGCAAAGAAAGCGAUAAUGAAUGUAAAAGUGAAUUUCAAAUUAUGUAUGUGGCACCACAGACCAGUUUUGCGUAAUAUGAAUACGCGAACUCGUAACUGCUACGAACCAGUCUGCGAGGCUCGUAGCGCCAGAGCGAGGCCCCGCCCCUGAGGCUCCGCCCACCGCGAGCGGCAGGUGGGGCCGGCAGAUCUUCCUUGCGCAUGCGGAAACUGCUGCCCGCUCCCACCUCUAACCCAGGCUGAGAGUAGCUGCUGUUUCUGAGAGGACGAUUCGUAAGGAGGCUUCUGGCGCGGUUUCCAUUUGCUUUCCCUUCUGCGGGCCCUGGCCGUACUUCAGCGGUGUGUAGACCGUGCUCCGUUCUCAUCUACCUGCCCGACUUUCUGCAGAGGUGUCUGUCAUUGGCCCAAGAGUUCGCUGUCGAAAGUGCCGGCCCCCGCGCCGGCGCCGGCUGUAGCCGGGUGGGAAGGCUCAAGAUGGCGUGCCUGUUGGAGACCCCAAUCCGCAUGAGCGUCCUCUCGGAAGUAACAGCUAGCAGUCGCCACUAUGUUGACAGGCUAUUUGACCCUGAUCCCCAGAAAGUUCUACAAGGUGUCAUAGACAUGAAAAAUGCUGUAAUUGGAAACAACAAGCAGAAAGCCAACCUCAUUGUCUUAGGAGCUGUUCCAAGAUUGUUGUACUUGCUUCAGCAAGAAACCUCAAGCACAGAGCUGAAAACUGAAUGUGCAGUGGUAUUGGGAAGUCUUGCUAUGGGUACUGAAAACAAUGUCAAGUCUCUACUAGAUUGCCAUAUUAUCCCUGCCUUACUGCAAGGACUACUGUCCCCAGACCUGAAGUUCAUUGAAGCUUGCCUGCGAUGCCUGCGCACCGUCUUCACCAGUCCCGUCACUCCAGAGGAGUUACUGUAUACAGAUGCCACGGUGAUACCGCACCUCAUGGCGCUGCUUAGCAGGUCCCGCUACACCCAGGAGUACAUCUGUCAGAUCUUCUCCCACUGCUGUAAAGGUCCAGAUCAUCAAACAAUUUUAUUUAACCAUGGUGCAGUUCAGAAUAUUGCUCACCUACUAACCUCAGUAUCUUAUAAAGUUCGAAUGCAAGCACUGAAAUGCUUCUCAGUUUUAGCCUUUGAAAACCCCCAGGUAUCGAUGACCCUGGUAAAUGUUUUGGUUGAUGGAGAAUUAUUACCACAAAUUUUUGUGAAGAUGUUACAGAGGGAUAAGCCUAUUGAGAUGCAGCUCACAUCAGCAAAAUGUUUAACUUACAUGUGUAGAGCUGGAGCAAUUCGGACAGAUGACAACUGUAUAGUGUUAAAGACAUUGCCUUGUUUGGUCCGAAUGUGCAGUAAGGAGAGAUUGCUAGAGGAGAGAGUGGAAGGAGCUGAGACACUCGCCUAUCUCAUUGAACCAGAUGUUGAGCUACAGAGAAUCGCUAGCAUUACCGACCACCUCAUUGCCAUGCUUGCUGAUUAUUUCAAGUAUCCCAGCUCAGUGAGUGCCAUCACUGACAUUAAAAGGCUUGAUCAUGACUUAAAACAUGCUCAUGAACUCCGCCAGGCUGCAUUCAAGCUCUAUGCCUCUCUUGGAGCAAAUGAUGAAGACAUCCGGAAGAAGAUCAUUGAGACUGAAAAUAUGAUGGACCGAAUUGUGACUGGCUUGUCUGAGUCUAGUGUCAAGGUGCGGUUAGCUGCUGUCAGAUGUUUGCACAGUUUAUCUAGAUCUGUGCAGCAGCUUCGAACCAGUUUCCAAGAUCAUGCCGUGUGGAAACCUUUAAUGAAGGUUUUACAAAAUGCACCAGAUGAAAUCCUAGUAGUAGCAUCUUCCAUGCUAUGUAAUCUUCUUCUUGAAUUUUCUCCAAGCAAAGAGCCGAUUUUAGAAUCAGGAGCUGUAGAGCUACUUUGUGGAUUAACCCAAAGUGAAAAUCCUGCUUUACGAGUGAAUGGAAUUUGGGCUCUAAUGAAUAUGGCAUUUCAGGCUGAACAAAAAAUAAAAGCAGAUAUUUUACGAAGCUUGAGUACUGAACAGCUAUUCCGGUUGUUAUCAGAUUCAGAUUUGAAUGUGCUGAUGAAGACAUUGGGACUUCUUAGAAAUCUCCUUUCUACUCGGCCUCAUAUAGAUAAAAUAAUGAGUACUCAUGGAAAGCAGAUUAUGCAAGCUGUCACUCUUAUUUUGGAAGGGGAGCAUAACAUUGAGGUCAAAGAACAGACACUGUGCAUCCUAGCCAACAUAGCAGAUGGGACAACGGCAAAAGAACUCAUUAUGACCAAUGAUGACAUCCUGCAGAAAAUCAAGUAUUACAUGGGUCAUUCACAUAUCAAGCUGCAGCUUGCCGCUAUGUUUUGUAUAUCAAACCUCAUAUGGAAUGAAGAGGAAGGGUCACAGGAACGCCAGGAUAAAUUACGAGAGAUGGGCAUCGUAGAUAUUCUACACAAACUGAGUCAGUCACCAGAUUCAAACCUUUGUGACAAGGCCAAGACGGCACUGCAGCAGUACCUGGCGUGACGGGAGCACCCUGGGCACCUGCGAGCAUCCCAUAUCCUUGUUAAAGGAAGUACAGGAACUAGCCUCAUUUGAUUCCUUCUAUUUGCACAAGUCACCUUGGACUGCAGGGAGCUGUUUUGCAAAAGCAAUUUGGUAGGCUUAGAUCUCAAAUUCAUCUUGAGAACAUAUUUUUGAGGUAGUAAUUUCCUCAGAGGACUAUUGUGUUUUCUUUUGUUUUUUGUUUGUUUGGUUUUUUUUUUCCUGAGCUACCUGGACUCUUUAUUAGAACAAUCAAUCAUUUUCCUUUGGACCUACAAUGUUUUGCCUAUGCUGCAGCCACUUUGUGAGUGAGAAUGAAUGUGUCUGCGCACACAGGUGUGUGUGCAUGUGUGAAAGUGUGCACGUGUGAAAGUGUGCACGUGUGAAGUCAGGAUGAAUGGAUGUGUGUGGGGGGAUACCUCAAAUUUUCUUUUCUUAUUUUGUGUGAAAAUCUCUUUUCUACAGAUUUUCCAGGGUUUAAGCAUUGCUUGCUGUAUAAAAAAAAAACUUUACUGAAUUAUAUACAGUUUGAAUGAAAUGUUAUUUUAAAAACAAAACAAUUGUUAAGUGUUCCAUAAAGGUUAUGUUGAAUUUUGGUCAGAUGAAUAUUUGUAAGUAAAAAAUAUAUGCAUUUCUGAACCUCAACUUACAUAGAUUUUCUUUAUAAAAAAAAAAAAAAAGAAAAAAGAAAAAGAAAAGGUUGGCUAUAGUUGGCCUGAAUAACAGGCACGAUAUAUGGUGCUGUGCAAAAUAGUAAGCUAGCAUCUUACUGCCGUCAAUAUCAGCCUAAUUCAAUAAGCUCUCAGGCUUCCAAGAUAGAUGGACAGGGCGGAGUAGAGUGAGGGGACAAAUUCAUCAUAGGCGUUUUUUGAGACAUCAAAGGGAAAUAUAACUACUGAUAGUGAAAGCCCAGCCAUGACUCUGGCAGGCUUCCCUUGGCAGGAACUGGGCACCAAGAGCCUCCCAACUGCCCUAAAUCCUGUCGUUGGUGUCGCAGUAUCUGGCAGGAGUUAGUACCGGUCAUGGAACCUUCUGCUCAAAUUAAAGUAGGUCAUCACUUUCUGGAAACAAAAUCCAAUCACCUUGUGCUUCUGGAAACAGCGUCUAUCACUGUGAAACUAAAGAACGUUCUACAGAUCCAUCUGUGGAAAGAGGCAAAGAACAGGAUAGUUUUAAAAGCUGUUUUUCUCUUAGCUAACUCAGCAAUUCCAUAGUAGUCACUCAGGACUGCUAGUUAGUGUCCUUUUGUAAAAUGAAAUUUUAGUAAGAGAUGCAGCUAAGAUCUUUUCCUGCGUGAAACCCAAAGCACUGAAGUUUGAGAGAAGGAAAGGGACUCUUCCCCAGGAGGACCGAAGAUGACUUCUUCUCACAGCGAGUACUGCUUAGCCCUUCGGCAGCCCUUGGCUUGGCGCCUGCUCCAACUUCUGGGUCAGCUUCAAAGUGAACUCAACAGAGGUUGCUCUUGACUGUUUGAAGGUACAACCAGCCUUCCUUUCCCUUUGUAAAAGGUCAAAGGCACUGUGGCAGGAAGCGAGGUCUGCAGCCCAGAAGCUUGCCAUGAGUUGUGCCACCGACAGGCCCAAGCACACCAGCCACCCCUGGUGAGGAGGCUCGUGCUGCAGCCGCCCCACCACCGCCCUGUACCUUCCUUGGGAGAUUCACAUAUGUUUGAUUGCAAAUGAAUGUUUUUAAAUGUAUUUAAUGCAAUUUUUCCUGUUCUCAACAUGACCACCCAAGAUUCAAACACA